Messenger RNA from Tupaia belangeri chinensis (Chinese tree shrew), 942 nucleotides. RefSeq names its product olfactory receptor family 10 subfamily G member 3 (gene OR10G3). Gene Ontology annotation, biological process: G protein-coupled receptor signaling pathway. The coding region runs from base 1 to 942 and encodes 313 amino acids. Lineage: Eukaryota; Metazoa; Chordata; Mammalia; Scandentia; Tupaiidae. The record is from RefSeq and is a predicted model, not a curated record. The transcript has a single exon. Gene Ontology annotation, molecular function: olfactory receptor activity; G protein-coupled receptor activity. Gene Ontology annotation, cellular component: membrane.
AUGGAAAGCAUCAACAGCACACUGUUGACUGAGUUCAUCCUGACAGGAAUUCCCUACCCACUCAGGCUGAGAACAUUCCUUUUUGGGUUCUUUUUGCUGAUCUACAUGCUGACUCAGUUGGGGAACCUACUUAUUCUUAUCACUGUCUGGGCAGACCCACAGCUCCAUGCCCGCCCCAUGUACAUCUUUCUUGGUGCUCUCUCCAUCAUCGAUAUGGGGAUUUCCUCCACCAUCGUUCCUCGUCUCAUGAUGAACUUCACGUUGGGCAUCAAACCCAUCCCUUUCGGUGGCUGUGUUGCUCAGCUGUAUUUCUAUCACUUUCUGGGCAGCACCCAGUGCUUCCUCUACACCCUCAUGGCCUAUGACCGGUACCUGGCCAUUUGUCGGCCCCUGCACUACCCUGUGCUCAUGACUGCUAAGCUGAGUACUUUACUUGUGGCUGGAGCUUGGGUGGCAGGAUCCAUCCACGGAGCACUCCAGGCCACCUUAACCUUCCGCUUGCCCUUCUGCGGGCCCAACCAAGUAGAUUAUUUCUUCUGUGACAUCCCCGCAGUUUUGAGGCUGGCUUGUGCUGAUACGACAGUCAACGAAUUGGUGACCUUUGUGGACAUCGGGGUGGUGGUGGCCAGUUGCUUUUCCCUGAUCCUCCUCUCCUACAUACAGAUCAUUCGGGCCAUUCUAAGAAUCCGUACAGCUGAUGGGCAGCGCCGGGCCUUUUCAACCUGUGGAGCCCAUGUAAUGGUGGUCACCGUGUACUAUGUCCCCUGUGCUUUCAUCUACCUGAGGCCCGAAACCAACAGCCCGCUGGAUGGGGCCGCUGCCCUGUUCCCUACAGCCAUCACUCCUUUCCUGAACCCCCUCAUCUAUACUCUCAGGAACCAAGAGGUGAAACUGGCCCUGAAGAGAAUAAUAAGAGGCUCAAAGGCUAAGAGCGAAAUUUGA